Linum trigynum is the source of this 7872-nucleotide messenger RNA. Lineage: Eukaryota; Viridiplantae; Streptophyta; Magnoliopsida; Malpighiales; Linaceae. The record is from the annotation of a GenBank genome assembly.
GUAAAAAGUUCAUGCCACACAAAUAUAUUAACCCUUAUAACUAAUGUAUUGUUAGUGUAGAUUUGCAUUGGUGUUAGGGUUCGCUCCUAAUUUCUCGGGGAGAUGGGUUUCUCUUUGCGGGAAGCUUUUACGGCGAUCUCAUGGUUACUCCGCCAACAGAGGAUUCGUUCCCAAGUCGGAAGGAACCGUUGCUCACCUCUGGUAGCUAGCCGUCCUUCGGUUACACAACAUAUACGCAGAAAUGUGGCAAAUAUGGUUAUGCAAAAGGUUUUGCUGCUGUUGGUGAUAAUGCUAGCUAGGUAGUUCGUGAGUCAUGAUAUAUUGUUGGUUGAGUGAUGGCUUGAUGUUGUUGUUGCUAGUUUAGUUUCUACUUGGUACUACUAUUGUCAAUUACUCCAUUUUUUAUGUUGGUCACUUGUUAAAUUUGAGACUUUAAUUUGGUGUGAUUAAGAUGUAGUUUGAAUGCAAAAGUAAUCGAGAUUUUAAUUUGGGUGAUUUAGAUGUAGUUUGGAUACUUCAAUUUAGGUGAUUUGUUAAUUUAUAUGCAGGGUCGGUUAUUGGUCGGUUCGAUUAUCGAUUCUGACCGAUGACAAUUUCGCUUUUCGUUUAUAUUCGGCUUAUGAUGGUUAAAAUCGAUAACCGCUCGGUCGGUUUUGCAGUUAACCGAGUAAACCUGGCAGUCGGUGCUCAACGGCUAAUUAAGUGUCAUUUGGCUAGCUGAAAACCGACCGUUCGAUUAUCGGUUAGGAAAAAAACCGACCGAAAGUCAGUCCUGAUUAUUUCAGUCUAAUUAGAUGAAAAAUCAAUCUAACUAGUUGAAGAAAAGUCAAAAUAUGAGAAAUAUGAAUAAACAUUGUAAGAAAUUAAAAUUGAAUGUGCCAUGAGCGGGGUGCUGCGGCACAAAAACAAAUAAAUAAUAAAUAUCCAUUUCCAAUCUCACGCUAAUACGUAUCGAGUAAUAUCCGCCCCAUCUCAAAUAAGAUCGAAUAAUACCCGGUGUACGGAUUCAAAUAACCAUCCAACUCUCAACAAAACAACCCAAACAUUGCAGCAACUUCAAGCCCAAAAAGAAUGCACAAAUUUUUUUUGGCCCAGCCCAUUAUCAGGGAACUUUGCAUCGGGAAACACAACACGGUCGGUCAGCGCACAAAAGCAGGAAAAUUAAUAACACAAAUUUAGUGGAAGUAAAUAAAACUGAAAAAUUAUUAAAACAGCAACAACAACAACAACAACAAAAAAAAAUUAGCCAAAGCUCUCUUUCUCCCUCGCAGCAGGCGACGGUGCCCCAGAUUUAGAGGCUUCUACUCACUCUAUCGACCGCCCUUUUUCUUCCCCUUUCCCCUCCCAACCGCCUCCUCCUCCUCUUAUCUCUCGCCCUCUCUCUCUUCCGCUUCUUCUUCGCCGGAGCAUUCUACCACCGUCCCCGAGUUCAGGUCAGUUCUUCCUUGUACCUUAUAUCCUCAAUUCGCUUUCUCUCUCCGUUUAUUUUCUUCUUCUUGGAAUAAUGGUGGCUUAGCGAAGGAAAAAGAUAGGCAGGAUGACAUUUCAUCGUGUUAAUGUUUGCCGUCUGAUCUUGGAACGACGAUGAGAGCUAGAGGACGUUUACUUGGAAGUUGUUAGCUGCGUAGGCUUUCCUCUUUCAUCUUCUCGUUCCCUUUAGCUAGUGAUAGGCCGCGGGAUGUUUAGAAACCCUGGGCACGAAGUAAAAUGUGUUGGAUACUGGCUGCUUUUUCGUUUGCUUUCCUCGUAAUAUUUCUUUCCCAGUGCUUCUUCGGGUCGCUGGAGGCAUACAUGUCUGCCUUCGCUCUGUUCGUUUCCUGUGUGCGUGGAGAUGGAGUGCGGUAAUGGCAUUUGUAACGUCCCCAGUGUUGAUGUUGGGCUGUUGUCCUUAAUCGACAGCGGCAAUGGAAAGGUGAAAGUUUCAUCGUUUCGUUCAGUCUCUUGCGGUGAAUUUACAGUACAAGGCGUUUUUCGUUCCUACAGCGUGAGUGUAAUUUUACUCUCCUAAAUUUUUGAAGAAAGAUGAUUGCGUGUUUUUGCAAGUUAGGUGCUGUUUUUUGCCGUGUAUGCAGUAGAUAGCUGGCAAUGGGGAUAGUCAAGUGCUUUAAUUCUUCCUGAAUCGAUACCAUCUUGGUGAUAGGAACUACGAGAUUGCAAUGCGUCAGUUUUCCCAUAUUUUGUCUUUGGAAACAAUGAUAAAAAUUUCAUCUGAUUUUCAUCAGUUUGUUUAGCAGAACAGUAUCCCUUGAUAAUACCCGGCCUAGAAUAUUUUGCUGUAGAAUCCUCAUUUCUUUAAGUAACCUGGUUUCCUCUAGUCUUCAACAUAUUACUGUUGACGAUACAGCAAUUUGGUUUGACCAUUCUGAGACCUCUGAUGUUAUAUGUGCCUUAAGGAGUAGUGCAAAGGGAGUAUGUUGUAUCGUAGAAGCCACUUUGUACGGUUCUGUUGGAUCUUUAACUUUGAUUUUCAAUCAGGUGUGCUACCUCUUAUUUUGUGCAUCUCUACUUCAUGCGUAAUAUUGGUUCCUGACAUAGUAUUAGACAACCGGAAGCCGAAGCUAUGUAAGUCUGGAUAUGGCUUGACAUGCAAGAAAGAAUAAAUUAUUUCACGUUUAAGUACCUGGUACACCAUAAUAGAGAAAGAUGCAAGUUGGAAACAUGUGAUAUUAUGAGUUACCUUGGAAAUUCCCACACCAUAUUUUCCUUUCCCCCUUGAUCUUGUCUACUUUAAGUGAAAAGGGAAGUAUAUUUUGAGACGUUUCUCUAAAAUGAUGAAGAAGUUUGAUGUAUUUUCUCUCCACUUAAAGCUUAUGUUCCUCUGUUAAGAGUUUGGGUGGAAAUUAACAGAGCGUUAUAUUUAGCAUUACUCUGUUGGUUUCAUUCUCAACAUUUGUAUACAUGAGUAGCUUUGAUUCACUAUGGUGUUGCCUGUGUGAACCAUGUGGAAUUUUAUUUUACCUUCCUGUGUAUAUACCUCUUACUGUUUACAUAAGGGCUUUAUGCUACCCUUGGCCAGGCCUUUCCAUUCAUAUACUUUUCUUUUUCCGAGUCUCCUGUGUGAAAAAACACUCACUUCCCUGAUUGGAUGUUGGCAGGUCUACAGCUAGAUGAUCAAAGAAGUUGAAUUGGCGUGUUGAUUAUGCUGCAGGCAAUGAGUUUAAUUUAGUUCACAACCAUUGGGAAUGGGUGGUAUUCACGCUAAACACCACGAGUCCUUCGUUGAUGGUUCAUGAUAUUUGUUUUUGAAUUUUAGCAGUGUAGUUGUACAGAAAAUUCUCCGUCCUUUGAGCUAUUAGCAAGCCGUUAUGGUUGAGGGUCCGUUUUAGUUCAGGUAGACUAGGUAUACAUUUUAUAUCAUACUUAUAGCAACAGCCUUCUAUGUCAACAGUCGACCAUAUGGGUGUUUCUCCAUCUAAAGUUAGUCAGACGUCCUAUCCUAAACAAGCAACAGUGGAACAGACUCAUGACUUAGGAAAUGAAUGUAGAAUUAGUGGAAUUUGCUGUGAGAAAGGUCACUGUGUGUCGGCGCAAACGGAGCUAACAGAUGCAGAUGUUGCUGCCUCCAUGAGCCUAACCACUGAAAUCUGUGAGCCAUCUGUCAAAGAUGCAUCAGAACAGGACGGUAACAGGUCUGGCUUGCAGCUUAAAGAAGCAGGCAUGGACAGUCUGAUUGCUAAGAAUGGGAGCCUGGACCAAACUACAGUAGAGCAGAAUCCUAAUUGUGCCUGUGAACAUGAGCACAACAAAGUUGGUGAUGCAUGUCUACAGGAUAAACAUUUUAGUGACGUUGAUAUGCCUACUCCUAGUACUCAGCUAACUCAUAGCCAAGGAAUUGGUAGUGAACCAUCAAACUGCUUAUUGAAGGAAACUUCGCAACGGUUACCUGAAGAUGUUGCUACGUGUGACCACACUGAAGGCUUAAGAACUGCCUGUGAGGAUGCGGACAGGAUUGAUAAUUCUGAUGGAAGUUUUUGUCGUCUUCAACGUUCAAUAUGGAAAACAGAUAAGCCACAUCUUAGUACCGAAGAAAGAAAACAUGGUAAAGUGGAGAUUGAUCCUGUUUCAUCCACUUGUAAUUCGCUUGAGCAAUCUGAACCACUUUCCACGGUUGUGACCAUAAGCACUCCCAGCAAACAGGAAGAUAUGUCUGCUGAUGAUGCUACCCUGUUAUCUGCUGAACAACCUGGACUCCUUAAAGAUGGCCAGAAGUCAACCAAUGGAAAGCAGUUGAGAAUUCCUCAUAGAGAGGUGGUGUGUGGUCUUAGCUACCUUGAACACACUACUAAGAGAGGGUCUUCAGCACGAGGUGAUAGGAAACUCCAGUUGAAGUCACAAGGUAAACAUAGAAGUACAGAGUCAGGUGGAGACCCGACUAAUGUUAGCCUUGAUGGGAAGAAACAGAAGAGAAGAAAGAAGGAUAGGAAGAAGGGAACUGUGACAGAUGAGUAUACUAGAAUCAGGUCACACCUCAGGUAUUUAUUGCACCGAAUGAAAUUCGAGCAAAGCCUGAUUGUUGCAUAUUCUGCAGACGGCUGGAAAGGACAAAAUCUGGAAAAGUUGAAACCUGAGAAGGAGCUGCAACGAGCUUCAUCUGACAUUUUUCGUCUUAAAGUAAAAAUAAGGGAAUUAUUUAAACACAUUGAUUCACUAUGUGCUGAAGGAAGCUUCCCUGCAUCUAUAUUCGAUUCUGAUGGACAGAUUAGUAGUGAGGAUAUAUAUUGUGCAAAAUGUCAAUCCAAAGAACUUACAGCAGAAAAUGAUAUUAUACUUUGUGAUGGUGCUUGUGACCGAGGAUUCCAUCAGUUCUGUCUGAUACCUCCUUUGUUGAAAGAAGACAUUCCUCCUGAUGAUGAGGGCUGGUUGUGCCCUGCAUGUGAUUGCAAAGUUGAUUCCAUCGCCAUGGUUAAUGACUACCUAGGAACGAAUCUAUCUAUCACUGAUGGCUGGGAGAAGGUAUUCCCUGAAGCUGCUGCCACAUUAUCCUCACCACAUCCAGGUCCCAAUUUGGGAGUUCCUUCAGAUGACUCGGAAGAUGAUGAUUAUGACCCUGAUGGUCCAGAAGUUGACGAGAAAAGCCAGGGAGGCGGAUUGGAUACUGAUGAAUCUGACUUCAGUUCUGCAUCUGAGGAGCUUGGGACUUCCCGUGACGAGAAGUAUUUGGGUCUUCCAUCUGAUGACUCAGAAGAUGAUGAUUAUAAUCCUGAUGGUCGAGGGCCUGAUGAGCCAGCGAGGGAAGAAAGUUCAGGUUCUGAUUUUUCAUCCGAUUCUGAGGAUCUAGAUGCUGUUCUUGAGGAUAAUGAGUUGCCCGAAGAAAAUGGGAACCUUAAAGUCGUUCAGCGUGGUGGAAUCAAGAGGCGGUCACUAAACAGUGAACCAGUAUCAACAUCAGAGCCAGAUGACAUCGUAGAUGAUUCCUUACUGCUAGUUGGGAAAAGAAAUGUUGAAAGACUGGACUAUAGGAAACUAUAUGAUGAAACAUAUGGGAAUGGUUCGUCUGAUUCAAGUGAUGAUGAGGACUAUACUGCUGGGGAAAAGCUUAGGAAAAAGGCCACAGUGGCUGCUCCAUCCUCGAAAAAUCGUGUUGUGAAUUCUGAGGGAACAGAGCAAGUCUCCGGGGACAACGAAAUCACCCCUAGGAGAAGAUUCCGUGCUAAGUCCAAUGUUAAGGCUGAAUCUUCUCAGUCAACUCGUCGUAUAAGAAGAGGACCCUAUAAGAAACUUGGGGAAGCAGUGAUACAGAGGCUUCAUGAAUCUUUUCAGGAGAAUCAGUAUCCUGACCAUUCCACAAAGGAGAAGUUGACAAAAGAGCUUGAACUUACUAUGGAUCAGGUUACCAAAUGGUUUGGGAAUGCUCGUUGGAGCUAUAACCAUUCAUCAACGCCCGGAGGGAGUUCAAGUAAAAAAAGUACUUCGAGAAAGAAUGUCAGCAAGGUCCCUGGAACUGCCAUCAAACAGCAUCAGGGUGAGCAUCAUGACGUCAAUGUAGAUGCCGUUUGUAAUGGGGGAUCGCAAAACCGGAAACCUUUGGAGAAUGACGCGGAUGGUGUUGCUGAAAGUUGCAUCAAAGGUGCAGGGGACGGAAAAUUGGAUGCACAUGAAGGUAGCAAGUCGCGGCCCAGAGGCAGAAAACGUAAAUCCGAUAAACAGUCGGUGGAGGCAGAAGUCAAAAGUGAGGGAGCAGGUACGGGGGGCUUGAGUUCGCAGAUGACUCUCCGGGUGAGUGGCAGAUUGAAAAGAAGAAGGAAUUCUGUUGGGUGAGGUGAUUGAAUGAUUUAAUCAAGGUGUGGCUUCUUUCUAGAGGAGUAUAUGGCAACCAGUGCUCGAUUGGUGCUUCUGCGACAAGGCAACCGGUGCUCUUUCGAUUUUUUGGUCCCCGAGUUUGAGUACUGGUAUCUCUUCAUCAUCGUCUUUAUAUAUGCCAAAAAAUAUGAGUACUGAUAUUACUUUUCUGAUGCUCCUACCAUGCAAGUUGUGAUGCGGCAAACUACCAUUGUUGUUCCCCUACCUCUGGCAUUCACUUAUGUUGCUCUUUGAUCGUCGUGAACCCCGAUAGCGGACCGUUGUUGUAAGGUUUCAAAGCUUGGUUGCGAUGCGAUUCCUGAGGUCAUAAGAUGUAUGAAUCUGACUGUUCAUUUUUUUGGUUUGCAUCAUAAGAUGUAUGAAUCUGACUUCUGUAUUUUCGGUUUCUGGAGACUUAACUCUCCAAGUCGAUUGUUUACUGUUGGAUCUAUUGACUAUUGGGAUUAGCACAAAGCUCCGUGAGUCCACAUUUGGUGACAAAUAUCGUUGUGCGUGAUUUACAAUACAUUUUGGCACUCUAUGAAUUGCUUUACACAAGCGCGACUUAUAGUAUUGAAUCGCGGAUUAUACGAGUGAGAGAUUUGUUUGUUCGAUGCAACGACGAUUGACGUGGAUUGCGUGCUUCUUUAAUGAUUUGCACAUUAAAGUCACUUGUAUGAGAAGUGAUCUAACCCAAACUUUAGUAGUUUGGAGAAAUUUUAGUGUAAGUUAUGUAUUGAAAAAUUCUAUCUCGGUAACUACUGCAUUUUUCUCAUAUUUUUUCCAAGCCAACUCUUUGAGUCUAUUUUGGUUAGAGAUGCAAAUGAUUAGAGUUGUUUGUGAGUGCGUUCGACUCAUUUACUAACGAGCCAAACUUGAGCUAAAUUUGUCCAGCUCGCUAGGUUCGCAAGUCAGCUUUACUAGGUGGCUUGUUGAGCUCAACUUAUGAGCCGAUUCCUUUAGCUCAUGAGACGUAUAAACAUUGUGGCUAGUGAGCCAACUCGACUACCGACUUAUGAGCGAAUCGAUAUAUAUCUUAUGAGCCGCCAUUGCCUUGUCGUAAUUAGAAUGCCAAUUCAACUUAGGGCUGUCGGUUUGGUUUUUUUUGUUUUGUUUGUUUCAACUGAAAUCGAUAAAAAAUGUAAUUGUUUUGUUUUUUGAUUUUAAGCCGUUUAGUAUCUUAAUGUUUUUGGUUUCGGUUAAAACGAAAAAAAAAAUAUGAAACCAAUAAGAAAUUAAUCACACACUAACUAAGUUAAUUCCCAUCAACAACACACGUCAUCACCAACUUAUAUGUAGUAUAUAUUUUUUCAAUCUUCAUGCGUCUUAUUAUAUUUUCUUAUUUCAUUUUUGAACUUUCCAAAUUAUGGGUUUGUGUUUUGGUUUUGGUUUUAUUCAAACCAACCAAAACCAUUUAAAAUAUUAUCGAUUUUUCGUAUAACCAAUAGAAGGCACAAAGUCCUUAACAAAUUUGGUUUUGGUUUUUUGGAACCUACGUGAUUUGACUUUGGGUUUUUCAUUUGGGAAUUGAUAAACGUCGUCCUUCAAAUUAUUAUUGAUCGUCCUAAAAAAUAAUAAAGUUACACUUUUAAC